Molecule: messenger RNA, 351 nt
Organism: Rhizoctonia solani
Lineage: Eukaryota; Fungi; Basidiomycota; Agaricomycetes; Cantharellales; Ceratobasidiaceae
Product: ARM domain-containing protein
Exons: 2
Coding region: 1-351 (116 amino acids)
Source: RefSeq, a predicted model, not a curated record
AUGACAACGCAGAUCGAGCAACUCCCCUUUGCGAUGCAGCUGUUCAGGGAAUCAGACGACGUUUACCCCGGCGUUGGUAAAGUUCUUCAAGACGGAGACGAAUCGGCCAAGUCGCUUGUUCUACUUGACCUGGAUAACUUGCUCUUCCUUUCGAACGUCUCCAAACUUCGUGCAUAUCGCUAUGCCCUCGACACAUUACGGCACUUGCUCGAUAACUUCCCCGAGGGUGUUCAAGCCGCUAUCGAUGUGGGAGCAGUUCCCAUUCUCGAGCCCAGGCGCAAUCCGGACAACUUGUUCGACCGUGUAGGAGAUGUUCUCGGGAUUAUCGAAAGCCAUAAAGACACUCGAUGA